Aspergillus tanneri is the source of this 972-nucleotide messenger RNA. Its product is annotated as terpene cyclase. The record is from RefSeq and is a predicted model, not a curated record. Bases 1 to 972 code for a protein of 323 amino acids. Gene Ontology annotation, molecular function: carbon-oxygen lyase activity, acting on phosphates. Lineage: Eukaryota; Fungi; Ascomycota; Eurotiomycetes; Eurotiales; Aspergillaceae. The transcript has a single exon.
AUGACUACCUCCACGGAAGUCUAUGCUUCAACACCAGAGGUGAUCGCUGCAAAGGACCAGCCAGACGUGUCUGCGGCCGAAUUCAGAGACAUCGCAAAGGUCUGGGUGGAUCGGUACCAUCUUGACCCGUCGUAUAAACAUGACAUUACCGACAUCAUCGAUUCAGUAACAAAAGAUUGCGUCUCUCAGCUUGGGCCAGACCUUGGGCCUAAAUAUGCAGAAAAUGGAUGUGUACUGGGGGUCACAUUCUACAUGACACACCCCAGGGAACUACAGCGCAUAAUAGGUCUCUUUACGGCCGGAUUUCUCAGCCUAGAUGACUUGGCCCCAUCUAUGAGGGAGGACCUGUACAUGUUCCAGCCGCGAUUGAUAGUUGGUGAAAAGCAGGCACGCGGUCCUUUAGAGCUCUUGCGCAAGGCUCUCGCGGAGAUGGAGCCUUACUACAGCAAGCUUGCGAUGGGCAUGAUAUAUGGUACCGUUAUAGAGGAUAUCUUAUCCAUGACACUGGAGAGACCGGAACGUCCCUAUACUGCGGACAAAGUGUCGCCGGACUUUACCUCUUUCUUUCGACGUAUGCUGGGAUUCGGCCGACCGUACGGCUGGUUCAUCAUCGCCAAACCUCUCUUUAACACCCCAGUUGACGAAGUGGAGUUGGUGCAUUUUGGUGUGAUGCCAGAUUUGGCAGAAUUGGGGGUUGUGAUUAAUGACAUACUUUCGUUCUAUAAGGAGUCCGUCGUGGGAGACGAGCGGGACAAUCAUGCGUACCGGGAGGCGCGCGCUCGACGAGUCUCACUCAAUACUGUGUUGCAGGAAUUCACGAGCCAGUUGAUUGCAACCUUUGAUGCGGUGCACGAUAAGGUGGCCGAGAAUCCGCAGCUGCAGUAUGUUCUGGACUCCUGGAUGAAGGGCAUGAUCAUGUUCCAUUUCUGUGCUCCACGCUAUCGGCUGGGUGAACUUAAUUUCAAGUCUUAA